Molecule: messenger RNA, 3020 nt
Organism: Cinclus cinclus
Lineage: Eukaryota; Metazoa; Chordata; Aves; Passeriformes; Cinclidae
Gene: MIIP
Product: migration and invasion inhibitory protein
Exons: 10
Coding region: 845-2257 (470 amino acids)
Biological process (GO): negative regulation of G2/M transition of mitotic cell cycle; negative regulation of cell migration
Source: RefSeq, a predicted model, not a curated record
UUAGCACUGUUCUUGAUUCCUCCCGGUGCUGUUGUACCACAUGUGCAUUUGAUUCCUCCUGUCUGGUUGCCAAGGUAGCAGACAUGAAAACAAAUCAGAUGAACUUAGCAGGAGGUUUUGGGUAUCCUUUAGAACAAAAGAUCCCAGAGAAACACAUAGUUUUCUUGAGAACGUAAGUUAUCGGUCUAGUCAAAAGCAAUGUGGGAGUUUGGGUUUAGAGUUUGCAGCUGUUUUAUUAAAAAUCUGCUUUCUGCAGAUUUAGAGGAGCUUGUAGUGUUGUAAGGAUAUCAAACAGUUUGACAGCCUUUCAGUCAAACUAGCUUUUUUUUAUUUAUCUGUUUAUUAACUCCUUUAACCUCUCUCUUCUAAUAAAAUGGCAUCCCUUUGUGGGAUUUAAUUCAUUUCUGGGAUGGGAAUUGCCUGAACUGUAGUCCUGAGUCAUAACUGAGCCUUUUGGAGCCUUCCUGCCUGAGGAACAUGGAAGAGAGCUUUGUAUUUCUUUUGGAUGUAGCAGAUACAUUCAUAUUCAUUACUUAUGUUCUGAACUUACGCGCAUCCUUAUGAGCAGUAUUGCAUAAGUAUGUCCUAAAUAACAGCUUCUAAAACAAAGGGCUCUUAUUUACCUUUUUGAUGUGAAUUUUUCAUGUUUAUUGUUUCCUCUGUCAGAGUUUCUCAUCUCUGUUAAGUCAGCUCCCAGUUUCUGAGAGCAAAAUAUUUGACAGUAUAUCCAAGGGGAGAGAAACAUCUAGUGGUGCUGGUUCUCAGCACAAGGACUUUUGAGACUGGCUGAUUUCUCAGGAGCAAGAAUCAACAUUUCAACAGCUUCUGCUCUUCCUCUGGCUUUAUGUCAAAAUGUUUUUGUAGGAUGGACUUAGAGCUCCUGAAGAGGCUGCGCCAGGCCAACGAGCACCUUCUACAAAGGCUGAGGAUGAAGCAGGAAGAGAUCAGAAAAGAAUUUCCCAGCAAGCAGCUCCUUCCAGCAUCUCUUCAUAGCAGUACAGAUGCUGACAGAUGUGUCCCCUCGCCCGGGAGAGUGAAGGAAAACCAGGUCAAUGCAGUAAGAUCUACAGCUGACCCUGAAAUAAUGGUGCUUGUGGGACCCAGAACUGGCCCAGCCCUCAGUUCAUCUGUUAAACACAGCAGCAGUGACAGAGGGGUACAUCAACAACAAGUGAAGACACAGGAAGGAGCAGGUUUUGCUUACAGCUGUCCUGGGGAAGAUAAGAAUGUUACACCAGUGUCUGCAGUCAUUAUGUGUGGCAGAGAAGUCUCAAGAGUGGAUGGAGAUGGCCAUGCUCAAGGAAGUCCAGAGAAAAAAUCUUCCUUCCUGGGACAAGGAGAGAUCAGAAAACAGUCUGCUCUACUGCAUGAGAAAAGUCAUCUGGGGCCAUCACUGAACAGAGUGCAAAAUCAAGAGAGCAGUGAGCAGCAUGUGGUCAUCAGAGAGCCUCAUAUCCCUAAAUCAAUCUUGCUGACAUCUCAGUCCAAAGAGUUGAAGAAGGAAGCUUCUCAUGUGACCUUUCAGCCUGAACCUGAAGAAGAUGGCAUACCUGCCAGCAGCUGGUCUGCCCAUCCUUUCCUGGGCUAUGACUGGAUUGCAGGGCUCCUUGAUACAGAGUGUUCAGUAACAGAAAAACCUGAGCAAUACUUUGCUGAGCUGCAGGAAUUCCGACAGUCCAAUAGAGAAAGCUGUAUUCAUCAGCAGCACCUGGAGCCCAGGGCUCUGGAUCCACAAGAUCUGGAUUUGGUAACUGGUUCUCAUAAGAGUGUUUACUGUUACCGAUUGAACCAGCGCCUCUUCACCAUCCCUGUGGAUUCAGAAUCUGCCUGCCCUGUGUGUAAGAUCCCAUGUACCCACCAGCCCCCAGGGACACUGGAAGAGCCAGCCUAUGUCAGGGUCAGCAUUCCCAGGUCUGCCCUUUUGCCAGCCUACAAGUACAGGGCCCAUCGCAGGAGGAGCUUUGAGGCUGCAGAUGAUCUAGCACUGCCUUCGCAUUGCCUGGCUGGCUGGGAAAACAUGGUCCCUUCCAGCAAGGCCCUGCUCAGCAGUUUGGAUCUGCGAGCCUCAUUGGAAGAGAAGGCUUCUCCCUAUCCUUGCCUGGACUCAGUGUCCAGAGUGUCAGGAGAAGCCAAAACUGACAAGUUUCUACACCUGCCUCACUUGGCACAGCUGAGGUUUAGCACAGCAAACUGGAACACCAGACAGCAGCUCAAAGUUCAGACCCCACUCCCUCAACACUCUGCACCAUUAACUUGAUUGCUCAGGGGAAGGGAUGGGCACAGCACGUGGAACCAGCUCAGAAACAAAACAAUUUGGAUAAAAAUAAAUAUUUGGACAGAUUUUCCCCAGUUUUCAUAGUCAUGCAUGUAUGUGAGCAGCCAAUAUACAGAUCUGAGUUUGUACAGUCCACUAUGUUCACUUUGCAUUUUUUGCCUUUUACAGCCAGUUCUGAGCAGCUGCAUGAGCUGUCCCAGCUAGGGCUGGAUAAAUUCAUGUGUCCAGGAUCAGCAAUGCAUCUGCCACCUCAACUGGGUAACCAGCAGUGUAGCAUUAACUCUGAAUGCCAGGGUGAGGAAUUGGCCUGUGAAGGGCCUGGUUCAGUGGAGUGACACAAAUAUGUUUAUUUCCAAGUAUUUGAAACAAGACACACAGUUUUCUAGUGCCUUAAACUUGAGUUCCUCAAUAAUUUGUAAAAAUUUUAAAAAUCCAGUUUAUUCUCAGUGCAGUGUGCGUAGCUAUUUAGUGUACUACAUCAGAGUAAGUGAAUGUGACAAAAAAAUGUUAACAUAAAAUGAGAUUUUAUUCAUCAAUGAGCUUGAUAGUGCCUUAAAAUGUUUGCAAAUUUUGCUUGCCUCUACUUUUCCAAGUUUUCUGGAGAUAAACCAAAAAAGCAUUUGAGAGUUUUUAAAUUGGACCAAACCAAACUACUACACAAAGUGUGAUUUGUUUGAACUUUAUGGACUGAUUUUACUUUGCUUGUCUGAAAAACAAUAAAACUCAUGUUUUAUUUUGCUUUGAA